Messenger RNA from Camelina sativa (false flax), 753 nucleotides. The record is from RefSeq and is a predicted model, not a curated record. NCBI's taxonomy places the organism in Eukaryota, Viridiplantae, Streptophyta, Magnoliopsida, Brassicales, Brassicaceae.
AUGACUUUUGAAGACAUUAUUGCUCCUAGGAAGUUCUGCACUCAAGAAUCGUGGCGUGGCUUCCGACGGUCUGAAGCUGAUCAUACCUUGUUCACACUCCAAAGUGACCUUGUCAUUGUCGUUGUUCUGAUAUAUGUCGAUGACAUCAUUGUUUCUGGUGACAAAAAGGACGGUAUUCGCGAUACUAAGCACUUCCUUAAGUCUGUAUUUGAUAUUAAAGAUCUUGGGGAGAUGAAAUACUUCCUUGGGAUCGAAAUAUGUCGUUCUCCAGAGGGUUUAUUUCUAUCACAGAGAAAGUAUACUCUAGAUCUUUUGGCUGAAACAGGAAAACUUGGUGCUAAACCUGCUCUCACACCACUUGAUGAGGGAUACCAGCUCAAACGAAAGGGGGAGAAGGUGCCGGGAAAACCGCUUGACCUGAUCGAUGAGCCAUAUGAGGAUGUCACAAGAUAUAGGAGACUAGUUAGUCAGUUCAUGAAGGCUCCAACCAAGUAUCAUUGGAGCAUGGUGGAAAGAAAUCAAAGCUAUCUCAUGGGAAGCCCGAGCCAAGGCAUUUGGAUGGGAAAGAACUCAAGCACCGAGAUCGUUGGCUACUGCAACGCAGAUUAUGCAGAGAACACAAUGGAUAGAAGAUCAACCACUAGAUAUUGCACGUUCAUAGGAGGGAACUUGGUUACAUGGAAAUCAAAGAAACAAAAGGUGGUCUUAUGUUCGAGUGCGGAAGCGGAAUACAGAGCUAUGAGGAAGCUAUAA